AUGUCCAUCUACCUUAUGGACUGGCCGAAAGAAGAUCCCUCCGACCGUUCAUAUGUUCUUUUCGACUCCUUUCACCGGGAUAGUUCCCUUACUUGUGCGUGGAAUGUUGAGCUUGUGUUCACCAUGCAUGUACUUUCAAACAUGGUCCCCCAUUUUUCCAACUGGGUCGUUGAAAUGACACAUAGUCCUGACUAUGUUCCGAUUCCAGUCCCCAAAGAUACCAAAUUCCCUUCGGAUUUCUUCACCAAAGUAAGCAUCUACGAAGAGAAAGCGAAGGGAAAGGGAAAGGCCUCCGUGGAUGACUCCUUCCCCAAAAAACCAGAUCCACACAACAAUGGUCUCUUUGGAUCUGGGGUAUUGGAACUCAGCUGGCACCAGGAGUGUCAGUAUUGGCGGACAACUCAGGAAGUUUUUCGCACGUGGAACAUGCAAUCGCAAACACAGCGAGACCAUGUUGCAUACCGCAAUUCAACAGACCGUCUUCACCGGGCGAUGGCUGUAUACCAGCCAAUCAAGAUUGCUGAGGGAAAGGGUUCAAAUACCCAUCGCCUCUCGUCCAAAUUCCGCAUCGCCAUGGUGCUCCUAUCCCGUCAUGAUACCAAAUGCCGUCGCCCCCUGAUGCAAGGCAAUGGUAUUACUCCAUUUCUAUACCUCUCACUUCUAAAUGCCCUCAAGCCUUGGACUGACGAAGAUCCCAGUGACUUCGACUUUCUCCAGGGCAUUGGUGAUGAGUCUGGGGAUGAAGUUGAUGAAGAAACUCAUUUGGGGGGCUACAAAGCAUGUCGACGAAUCCAUGCAGGUGACAUCCGAACUCUUCGUGAUGCAUUCAAGGACAUGGGCUGGGUCCACAGGGGGGACAAUCGCAAUGGCCCAAUGGACGAUAACCUCAUUAAUGCAUGGAAUGCAUUUGAAUCCGCACUCCGACGCCACUCAAUACUUUCAUCUCUCAACCAUGUCAUUAGCAGAGAGCAGAAGGACAUUGGCAAGACGACAAUCAAGGGUUCCCUGUAUGACGAUGACCUUGAUGUCAAAGAGUGGUUGCAAUCAUCUGGGUGGGAGUUCAGCCCAACGUUUUACAAAGGACCGCAACGGUCCACUAACUCCAAACCGCUCCCCGACUUCCUGAAAGGGAGUAAUGAUUUUAACACUGUGGUCAAAGCCAAUCGUGACACCGUGAUGAAGGAUCUGGAGGAGAAAGAGGAUGAAAUAAUUAUUAUUCCAGACCUCACCCAAGGGAUCGUAUUGAUGUUCGCGAACAUUAGUACGAUCUGGAGUUGA
Molecule: messenger RNA, 1278 nt
Organism: Cantharellus anzutake
Lineage: Eukaryota; Fungi; Basidiomycota; Agaricomycetes; Cantharellales; Hydnaceae
Exons: 7
Coding region: 1-1278 (425 amino acids)
Source: RefSeq, a predicted model, not a curated record